UUUCCUCUCCACACCUUCUCCCCUUCUCUCUCUCCCCCUCUUCUCCUGCUCUCAUGGUCAGUGCUGCCCUUUUCCUCCGCGAUGUCUGGAUCAAAUCCUUUCCGCCCUAAGAACCCCCAGAGUUCCCUCCCCCCGCCGACCUCAUUCCCCUCGUUUCCGUCCAUUUCCACCCCCUCCGCGCCGCCGCCCGUGACGACAUUCAAGAGCUCCCUUGCCAGAGCCCCUCCCGCAUCUCUUCCCCCGGAUCUCGAUGACGCCGCAUCUUCCGACGACCAGUCCGUCUCGGAUCCCUUCCACCGGAGCUCGUAUGCGACCGAUGAGGAUGCCGAGGAAGAGCUGCGACCGUACGUGGGGGUGGUAGACCGUGUCUCUGCAGCGACUCCCGGCGACGAUGAUCGCCCCCAACCGAUCAGGGCCGUUCCAGACCCUGCCGUACCCUCCAGGGGCCCCGCGCUACCUGCACCCGCUGCAGCACCGGGUCAGAUAGGCAACCGCGAGCAUCCGGCACCCCUGUGGCAGGCUGGCCCCUCACGAGAGAAUGCGCCCGUGGCCGGUUCCACCGUGUCGACCCUCUCGUCCACGCCGUACGGAGGUUUCCGGACGCCAGACAGCAGUACGACGGAUGUCUCUCGACCCCCCGACUGGCGGCCAGGCUUGGGCCCUCGUGGCAGGCCAGGCCUAUCCACUGCAUCAGACAUCGCCUCACGACCUCUUGCCAGCCGCCCAGGCAACCGAGACAGAGUCCCACCACCCCCGCCCAAGAGCCAUCAUGGCAAACGCAUCGCCCCAAGCCCUGGCACCACGCCCUCACUCACCCAAACCACCCCCGGCCGAUCCACCAGCCGGUUCUCCUUCCACGGCUCCCCAUCGGAGCCAUCGCAUUCCCCCCGACCCUCAGUGUCGGGGUCGGACUACUUCACAGCGCGGUCAGAGUCUCAGCCCGCCCAGGCGCCGGCGGCGGACACGCUCCGACGAAGUCAGUCCCAAUACAAGCGGCCCCCGACGCCACCAUUGAGCAGGCGUCACAGCCAGAUGCGACGUUCCAAGACUACGCUGUCCAAAGUCAACCCGGUGCGGCUCUCUAUUCCAGCGGCUGAGGAGGCCUCGACAUCAUCAUCGUCGUCAUCAUCGCCUCCUCCCAGCCCGGGCGCAUGGUCCUUGAACCCGUCGCGGACUCGCGAGUCCCGCACCGGCGACGCAUGCUCCGAGGAGCUCGGCGAUCCGGCAACCUCAUCCCCCCGUCCCGACUCGUCUUCCCCGUUGUCGCCCACCGAGUCAUCGACCGCGAUGCCAGGGCCAUCGACGAAGCGAUCCUCGCUGUACAACGCCCUUCCCCCGCUCCCGCCCCCGCGACGGUCUCGCGGAUCCAGCAAUCAGAGCAACGACAGUUCCGGUCUCAGUCUCCGACCGGGGAAACCGGCUGACCCGGUCCCGGCGGCGGCGGCGACGACGACCUCGAGCACCACCACUAAGGACCAGUUUGUCCCGCAUCCAUCCAACGCCAGCGACAUCCUGGCCGAUCUGAGCCGAUUACAGAAAGAGGUAGACGACUUGCGCGGACACUACGAGGGUCGAAAGGCCAGUCAGUAG
Aspergillus heteromorphus CBS 117.55 is the source of this 1590-nucleotide messenger RNA. RefSeq lists its product as uncharacterized. The record is from RefSeq and is a predicted model, not a curated record. NCBI's taxonomy places the organism in Eukaryota, Fungi, Ascomycota, Eurotiomycetes, Eurotiales, Aspergillaceae. The transcript is spliced from 2 exons. The coding region runs from base 82 to 1590 and encodes 502 amino acids.